CAAGGCAACGGGCUGGUGUGCACCCUCACUGCUGUAGCCUGUUUAGCAAGCUUCUGCAACUAGCUAACUCCAAAUGUGAAGUAGGUUACAUUAAAAACGCUGCGGACAAAAGAUGUGACAGCCUUCGGUUUUAUGGAGUAUUAGAGAGUCAUGGGUCCAGACACUGCAUCUGCCUCUAAAACAGAAUCUUCAGAGGAAAGUCCAGGAGAAGUUGUUGUGAAGGUCAUCUCAGAGUCAGACGAUGCAUCAGCCACCACUGAGCCCGAGAACUCCAAACAGCCAGGGAGCAACAUGUCAGACAAGUGUUAUCCUUGCUCCGUCUGCGGCAAGGUAUUUGACAGACCGUCAAAGCUAGAGAGGCAUAAACCUGUACACACGAGGAAGCCCAAGACUCUUCAUCAGUGUCAGCAUUGUGAUAAGACUUUCACGCAACAGGAGAAGCUGCUCAGACACCAGAAUUGCCACAACAGGACUAACAAGCACCCCUGUCCUGACUGCGGGAAAAUUUUCAACAGGCCUUCAAAGUUAGAGCGGCAUAAGCGCACACACUCAAAGAAACCGAAGGUGCCUCAUCAGUGUUCGUAUUGCAUGAAGACGUUCAGCAAACUUAAUAAACUCGUCCGUCACAAACGGAUGCACACUGGGGAGAGGCCUUUCACGUGCUCGGUCUGCGGAAAAGGAUUCUCCGAGUCCGGUCACUGCAAAGCACACGAAAAGACGCAUGAGGAGCAGCCAGAAAAACCCCACUGCUGCGCCAACUGCGGGAUGUGUUUUUUCAAGGCCUCAGAGCUCCGUCGACACUUCCGCUCGCACACCGGAGAGAAACCUUUCCGAUGCACCCUGUGCGAGAGCUGCUUCUCCCGCUCGGAAGGACUUAAAAGACACAUGAGGAGCCACACAGGGGAAAGACCGUACAAAUGCAUUAUCUGCGGAAAGGGAUUUUAUUCCCGCCAGGAUCUGAAUGUUCACGGACUGACGCACUCGGGGGAGAAACCACAUCUUUGCCCCGUGUGUGGUAAAGGCUUCUCCCAGCUGGGCAACAUGAAAGAACACGAACAAAAUGUUCACAUAAAGUCCGAGAAGUAUAUCUGCAAUGAAUGCGGGGCGACGUUCACACGGUACAAGUCACUAACAAAACAUCAGCGGACACACACAGGGGAAAGACCCUACCUGUGUCUCACCUGCGGGCGUAGGUUUUCAUGGAGCCAUUCUCUAAGCAGGCACCGGAGGACACACGCACACAGACAGAUGUGUCUGAACACAUCUAAAGACACACCGAGUUUGGAAGGACCCUCUGAGAACCAUAGCAGUUGAAAAUGACACAGUGAUAUCCCUAAUUUUGAGGUGCACCUACCUACCUGUUGCUGCUCGCCCUGUAUGUCCAUAAAAUACGAGUCAGGGCUCCGGUUAUGUUCUCUUCUGUUAAUCUGGUGAAAACAGAUUAAGUGAAAAUCGCAGCACACUGCUGCAUGUGUGGAAGCUCUGUUUACAUAUUUUCUUCUCGAUAGAUUUGAACUUGCCUUUAGAUAAUAUAAAAGAAUAUCUCAUAUCAUGAAAUUAAUUCCUGUUUAUCAUUAACCACGAGAUCUUUUACAGCUGAAGUAGAGUUGCCCUGCCAGAAGGCCUGAAAAUUAAAAUCUAUUUGAUUUUCUGAUUCAGCCAGACUGAUUAAUAGAUGCAGUACUGACCGUAAUAUUAAUUGAGAUACCAGACUAUAGACCGUUGCGCAGUCACCUCUGGAAAACUGGCUUUUAAUUUGCAUUGCAAAGAUUUCAGAAAUCGGCAAACUUGUUAAUUUUUGUUGCUGCAACUGUAGUGUAUAAAGAUAUGUAGUAAAACAAGGUGGUCCGACCUAUCUGCUUUUACCUUUUAUAUAAUUAUUUGAUAUAUAUGAGGUUGCUUUGCUAGCCUCUGUGGUAUCUACACAACAGCCACAUCUCAAAGUAGCUGCUAAUUUUGGGUAAGCUCGAGCUGUCAUUUUCUUUAGUCUUUGGGUUAACAGGUAAAUAAGGUCUGCAGCGGUACAUUAGUGAUGUUAAUAAUGAGAUAUAAAAGUGUCAAAAAUGCAUUUUAGAUCAAUUAGAUCUAUGCACUUUGAAAUAAUACAUAUUAUGUAAGCUAAUGUGUGAUGCAGGGGUUUUCUCCCCAAAUUAUUGUAAGCGAACAUUGUCAUCCGGUCUAUAGUCCUUCCUGACUAAAUGUCUGCUUUCCAGUGGUGAUUGACUUUAUCCAAUGUCCCUCACAGUAACAACUCCAUAGAAAGCACACAUAUAAACAGGCUUAAGAUUCAUUUGUGGUACAGCUCACACACCAGUGGCUCAGUGGUUUUCUUGCUGGAUUCGAUUAAAGAGAUUUCCUUUUCCUGCCCUUCUUACAUACAAAGUGGCCAAAGAUAGACAGUUUUUAUACAGUACACGACAAGUUCUAUUUCAUAAUUAAACCCUCUCAGAAUUGUUAAUGCCAUGCUGAGUCGGAGCAGUAACACUAUGUUCUUCCUGCGGGUCCAUUACCUCGCACCACUAAUGGGAAACACCUGCUGUGAGAUCGCUGAUUGCAGUGCCAUCAGAAAUUAAAGCUUGAUGUUGUGUGAUGGUUUGAGAGGAGAGUGCAGCAGUUGUGUAAAAUUAAAACUGAUAUAGUAACUCUGUCGUGUUUUUUUUUUUCCAUUUUAUAUUGACAUGUACUGUAUAGCAUAUAUAUUGUAUGUAAUCCACUGUUUUGCUUAUGGAUAUAUUCUUUAUACAUUAUGCAUAGUGCUGUAUAACUGCACAGUAACACAACAAUGGGCCCCCCUUCUCUUUAUAAUUACAUACUCAAAUAAUGUUCUCAAAUCAUGCUUUAGUUAUGCCGAAGAAAAUUUAAAUUGAACUUUGAGGUUUGCAAGUCACUCAGAUGAGGUUAUCUCUUAAGUGAUUUCAUAUAAAACACGGCCAUCAAUGAAC
Acanthopagrus latus (yellowfin seabream) is the source of this 2942-nucleotide messenger RNA. Its product is annotated as zinc finger protein 239-like. Gene Ontology annotation, biological process: regulation of transcription by RNA polymerase II. Gene Ontology annotation, cellular component: nucleus. NCBI's taxonomy places the organism in Eukaryota, Metazoa, Chordata, Actinopteri, Spariformes, Sparidae. Bases 151 to 1314 code for a protein of 387 amino acids. The record is from RefSeq and is a predicted model, not a curated record. The transcript is spliced from 3 exons. Gene Ontology annotation, molecular function: DNA-binding transcription activator activity, RNA polymerase II-specific; RNA polymerase II cis-regulatory region sequence-specific DNA binding.